Molecule: messenger RNA, 1933 nt
Organism: Scleropages formosus (Asian bonytongue)
Lineage: Eukaryota; Metazoa; Chordata; Actinopteri; Osteoglossiformes; Osteoglossidae
Product: Krueppel-like factor 15
Exons: 3
Coding region: 395-1714 (439 amino acids)
Biological process (GO): regulation of transcription by RNA polymerase II
Molecular function (GO): RNA polymerase II cis-regulatory region sequence-specific DNA binding; DNA-binding transcription factor activity, RNA polymerase II-specific
Source: RefSeq, a predicted model, not a curated record
UGACAGUAAUAUAGUACAACUACAGUACGGAGGGAUCGCGGAGUCCUACGCGCCUCUUUUACCGUUGCAACUGCUGGCCCGCUCCAAGGGCAACGAGGAUUGACAGUUCAGUUGGCUAAAUCGUGGGAUUAAUAAAAAGGGAUUUUGAUUUCUCAAUCAGUAAAAUAAGGAACUUCCUUGGAUGACAUUUUGCAAACCCAGCACAUCUUUCCAGUGAGAUCUGACUGCCAGAGUCGGCUGUCUCUCAUUACUUUGCUGUUUGAUUUUGUGUUCAAGUUGGCUGUUCUGUCUUUCAAGAGGACGCCAGGUCAACAGAAAAUAUCAUAAAUAGAAACAUUUUAGCAAAGUACCUACAGGAGCAGUGAAAUUUGUGUUUUGACUAGCCGCACCAGGAAUGGUGGACCAUUUGCAUGCACGCAAGGAGACCUUCCUACCUUAUGGAGGCUCCCUGUCAAUAUGCCACCUGUCGGAUAUGGUGACUGAUGCAGGGAGUUACCAGGUGCUGUCCUCACCUUUCUCCGAGGACGACCUCAGCGACUCAUCCAGCCCUCGAUCCUGCUCCAGCCCGGACUCUCAGGUGCUCAGUUCCAGCUAUGGCAGCAGCUCUAGUGCUGAAAGCCAGGAGAGCAUCCUGGACUUCUUGCUGUCUCAGACCUCACUAGGUGGUGUGUCAGAGACUUCUCCAUCUCCUGACUUAGUGUGGGACUCGCAAACAUCAAAUCUAUCAACUCAGCACAUGAAAGAGGAGAACUUUGACUUUCCUAUCUUCUCAUCUGACCUGGAGGACCAGACAGGGCCUUUCCAUCCCACCCUGGAGGAGAUCGAGGAGUUCCUGGAGGAAAAUAUGGAAGUGGUGGCUAUGAAACAGGAGUCGGCUGAAGGCGCAGAGUUGGAAAUGACCGGCCAGAUCUCGGUAUUGUCAGAAACUGGGGCUCAGCAGCCAGACCAGAGUGCGCCUGUGUCCAGUGCCGCUGUCACCGGCCAUACCGAGACCAAAAGCACACCCACAAUGAACUCCAGCCCAGGCUCCUGUGGAAAUGUAACAAGCAAGGUUCCCAGUAAGCCGCUUUCAAUGAACAAGAAUGAGAUGCCGGUCAUCCUGCAGAUUCAACCCAUUCAGGUCAAGCAGGAACAGAGCAGCAGCCCAACCCCUCCCGCCCAGGUAUCCCCUCAGCCGGCUUCGGACAUUAAGAUUGCCCAAUUGCUGGUCAACAUACAGGGACAGACCUUCGCUCUGGUGCCACAAGCACUGGUACCUUCUUCCAGCCUUAAUGUAUCGUCCAAGUUUGUCCGCAUCGCACCCGUGCCCAUAGCAGCCAAGCCUGUGGGUGCGGGAGAAGGAGGUGCGGGGGUUCAGGCCGCAGGCCUCUUAGCUGCAGGGCAGAAGUUCCAGAAGAACCCAAUUGCGGACCUUAUCAAAAUGCACAAAUGCACUUUUCCUGGAUGCACCAAAAUGUAUACCAAGAGUAGUCACCUGAAAGCACACCUGAGGAGACAUACCGGGGAGAAGCCCUUCGCCUGCACCUGGCCAGGCUGUGGUUGGAGGUUCUCCCGCUCAGAUGAGCUCUCCCGCCACAGGCGUUCCCAUUCAGGCGUGAAGCCCUACCAGUGUCCUGUUUGUGAUAAAAAGUUUGCCCGCAGCGAUCACCUGUCCAAACACAUCAAAGUUCAUCGCUUUCCUAGAAGCAGCCGGACGGUUCGUGCCACAAACUGACCCUUUGUAACUUUUCAGUGGAUGGAGAUCAAGAAGAGAUAGGAUCUACGCGCACCUCUGUGUGCUUGUAUGUUGAGGAGGGUGUUUGUGGAACUGUGAUAAUUUAUGGUGUCAAGUCAGAACACAGACACAUUGAUCUUUGACGUUGUUGAGGUUCUUGCAAGAGGUAUUUUUGUAUGUUUCUCUUGUUUUUAUUUCCAGUUAUUUUUUAAAUUUCAA